AUGGCAGCCCAUACCACCCAAGGCGGCCAGGUCAAUGCCACAAUCCCCUCGGCAUUUGCCAUAUACAACACCAGCUUCCUAGACAUCAUCGGCCGAACCCCCAAACUAGACCUACUCGUGGAAAACAAUGACUACCCCUUCGCCCACGAAGCAAGCGUCUACAUUCCAACCACAAAUGAGCUCUACAUGUCCAGCAACAUGUUCACUGACCCGUCAACCAACGAAACAACAAUCAAGGUCUCAAAGGUCAGCUUGAGCAAGUAUCCGCUCACAGCCGAGAUCGUCAACACCACCGUACCCAUGGCGAACGGCGGUAUCAACCACGACAAUGGCAUUCUGUGGACUGCCCAGGGUGGUCUUCAUGACACAGGUGGUCUGGUCCAGAUGUCUGUCACACCACCGUACAAGACGGAGAUGCUUCUGGAUUCCUUCUAUGGCCGCCAGUUUAACUCGCUGAACGAUGUGGCCGUGCAUGCGGAUGGGUCCAUCUGGUUCACGGAUCCUAUAUAUGGGUCUCUCCAGGGAAUUCGCCCGAAGCCUAAGCUGCCCAAUCAGGUUUACCGGUAUGAUCCGGCGACUGGGGAUGUGAGGGUCGUUGCUGAUGGAUUGGGACGGCCUAAUGGAAUAACGUUCUCGCCUGAUCAGACGGUUAUUUACAUCACUGAUACGGCGGAGACCAUUGGUGAUGGGUCUAAGGAUAACACAUUGCCGGCUACUAUCUACGCGUUCGACGUUACUACUGCCCAUGGCCAGCCCUUCUUGACCAACCGCCGUGUCUUUGCUAUGCCCGGUGUUGGUAUUCCCGAUGGUAUCAAGGUCGAUACUGAGGGCAAUGUCUAUGCUGGGUGUGGCGAUGGUGUCAAUGUAUGGUCCCCCGGCGGUGUUCUGCUUGGCAAGAUUCUUAUCAAAGACGGCACUUCCAACUUCUCAUUUGGUCGCAAGGGCCGCAUGUUCAUUCUCAACGAGAAUAAGCUUUACUCUGCGCAGCUGGACCGUAAGGUUCAAGGUACUCUUGUGAAAGUCUAA
Penicillium nucicola is the source of this 1026-nucleotide messenger RNA. Its product is annotated as SMP-30/gluconolactonase/LRE family protein. Lineage: Eukaryota; Fungi; Ascomycota; Eurotiomycetes; Eurotiales; Aspergillaceae. Bases 1 to 1026 code for a protein of 341 amino acids. The transcript is spliced from 2 exons. The record is from RefSeq and is a predicted model, not a curated record.